UAAGUCAGUUCUUUCUUAGCAGUUCAUAUAUCAGUGUCUUGAUCCAGGAAUCGGGAUCAGGAUCUGGUUUAGUAGUUGACUCGUGAGCGUGCGUGUGUACUUCUACAGUAAAGGCUUGUUCCGGAACCAGGAAGAGCAGUUUACCACACAGGGAAACCUCUCGGAAGAAAUAAAGAGUGAUAGCAAAAAUGUUUCGAUUUAUUGUGGUGUCAACAUUGCUGGUAGCGGCCAGCGCCCAGUACAAUCAGGGUUACAACCGUGAUCCUAAGACGGCCGCGAUCCUCAGUGAACAGCGUUAUCUUUCCGGGGAUGGCAAGUUUGGUGCCGCCUACGACCAGGAAGAUGGAACGAACUUCAAGGAGGAAACUGACGCCGAUGGCACUCGUCGCGGCUCCUACAGUUACGUUGACCCCUCGGGACAAAGAAGAACUAUCUCCUACAGUGCUGGAAAGAAUGGAUUCCAGGCUUCUGGUGAUCAUUUGCCAGUAGCUCCAGCUGCUCCUCCACAUGCUGCUGCUGCUGAACAGGCCCGGUAUCAGCCUCAGCCUCAGUACCAGCCCCAGGCUCAGUAUCAACCACAGCAGCCUCAGUACCAGCCUCAGUUCUCCAGCUCCGGACGCAGCCUGGACAGCCAGGGUUAUGAUGAUGGUCAGUACGAUCCCCGCUGGAACGACCCAGCCUUCAGCGAACAGCACUCGCCCCGCAAGGCUUCCGCUCCAGCUCCAGCUCCAGUCCACAACUACCAUCAUCAGCCAGCUCCAGCCCCAGCACCAGUAGCUCCUGCUCCUCAGUACAACAACUACCAACACCAACAAGCUCAGCCAGCUCCCCGACAGGACUGGGCCACUACCGAGGCUCCACACCGAUUCUACCCACCAGGCAAGCUGCAGCUGAACAGAACCCCGGACGGUUUCAGCUACUCCUUCAACAAGGUCUAAGUCAAAGAUUCUGAGAGUGCUUGAGUAUGAGUAUGUGACCGAAUGUGUGCGAGAGAAUGUGUCAAGUUGCAGAUCCCGCAGCGGAAUCCCUUUCUCCCCCACAACUUUGGAUCCCUUCAGAAUCCCUGCCCACGGCCUCGGGUCGUGAGUAGAACCAAAACCCGCGCGUAUUCUGUAUUUGUUUAAGUAGUCGAGUAAGAGUUACUGCCUGUUGUGAUAUAAGUACGUAGGAGAGACCUAAUGGAUUGCCUAUCUCAGUUAGAUCUUAUUUAAUGAUCCUUUUUUCAAUUCCAAUUUUCACUUAACCAAACCAACUAUCUGGAACACUUUGAUUGUAUAAACCAACAUCGUAUCGAAAAAAUAUGAAUGAAAAAACAAUUUAAACACAUGA
Uranotaenia lowii is the source of this 1329-nucleotide messenger RNA. RefSeq names its product cuticle protein 2 (gene Cpr100A). NCBI's taxonomy places the organism in Eukaryota, Metazoa, Arthropoda, Insecta, Diptera, Culicidae. Gene Ontology annotation, cellular component: chitin-based extracellular matrix. The transcript has 3 exons. The coding region runs from base 189 to 938 and encodes 249 amino acids. The record is from RefSeq and is a predicted model, not a curated record. Gene Ontology annotation, molecular function: structural constituent of chitin-based larval cuticle.